This is a messenger RNA of Pocillopora meandrina, 11823 nucleotides long. The record is from the annotation of a GenBank genome assembly. Lineage: Eukaryota; Metazoa; Cnidaria; Anthozoa; Scleractinia; Pocilloporidae.
UUGUGUUUUAAGACGUGUAAAAUGGGCCUUUCGAAGAGCGAAGCGUACUCAGUCUUGGAGCUACCUCUAGGUUUGUACCAUCUUCUUUAGGUCAUCCUUUCGAAGACUCCAAAUUCGAUUCAAUGAAGAACGUAUCAUCUAAAUAGGGAAAUGACCAGAAAUAGGUUGUAGGUGGUUGUAUCUUACGAGAAACACCUCUUUGUAAAUUAUUUGCAAGAAAAGAAAUACCAAAACUAGUUUGUGUAUUGAAGUUUUAUUUAUAUUUUGUUGUUUCUUGUUGAGGCACUGAAUGAGGAAGUUCUUGCUGAAAGCUAAAUAUUGUAUAUUAAACUAUUUUCAGCAGCGUUCGAAGAGCUGAAAUUGCGUGACGGAAAAUGCACUAUUGUUCCGUUAAUUUUGUAUUGGUUAUUGUACUCUCAUAGAAUUAUAUCAGCUUAUUAAUAACAGGUAAAGAGCUGUUUCAAAGUAAGACGGAAUCGGAUGUUCAAAAGUCGUAGUAUUAUUACUUUCCUUGUUUAGAUAUGAUAGCGAGGAAAACAAAAUAGUUAUUUUUAUAACAGGAAGUACAAGAAUGCUCUCAAUAUGGCAUGAAUGAUUAAGUCUUGCCUUGAAUUGUUUGUUUGAACUUUAACCUCAGCACCACGAAGACAACUACCCUUGAUUCAAAGAAAACAAAAUAAAAAACAUCAAAAGGAUUGUCUAGUGAAUUGCACCUUACACCCAGGAUUCAUUGAUAAUGUGUACUGACCUUGCCUUACAGACAUUGGUGCUAUUGUAGAACAUGACAACUUUAUUUUUAUCUCUAUUUUUUAAAAAAGAAACAGAAACAAAUUAUAACAAGAAUAAAAAUAAUUACAUGCCUGUUGGCAAAACAAUCAUGAUUUUUAAAAAAAUUCAAGAUUUGGUGUCAGAUCCAAGAUAACAACUUUGACCCGAUAAGUUUGAAUAUUCUCAUGACUUGUUUGCUGGAUAAUGUUAAGUUAUUAUAGGGAGAAGUUACUUGUCAAUCACUUCUGGGAGUUAAAGGGUUAAGUGAUAAUCAACAUGUAUUUAAUUUAUUUUAUCCCAUGCUUUGUGUAUUAACAUUUUCACUUUUAGGCCUCAAUGUUAUUUCAUAUCAUAGUUUGCAAACAAUAUCUCCUAUACAAUAUAUUUUUUUCUCCUCAUGCAUCUGCAUGGGGGUGUAGCUAUACUUUAAGGACUGCAGGCCCAUGUUUAUAUAUCAUAAAGAGGGUAAAUGCUUGAACCAGUUAGCUGACUUUCCUCUAAAAUAGAAUGAUUUAACAUUUAUUUUUUGGUGAACUUCUCUCAAACAAAACAUGUUUAACUCUGAUUAUAAGGUUGAAGCUGGCAUUAUAAGUGUGAUUUAUUAGGUUUCUAUCGACAAAAUAGUUUUUUUUUAAUUCUUAGUAAUGACCUACUUUUAACUCAAUUUUAUUUUAGGGAAAAACAAUUUGUUGAGAAACAGGAAUGAGUAAUUUUAAGUUAAUUUUUGUUGGGGAUAUAUGAAGUGAGUUUACUUCCCUAGCACCCUCUUAUCAGUAACAUCACUAGAGAAAAUCCAAAUGGGUGUAUUCAGUUACUCAUCAUAGGGGUUCUUUUGAAUAAUGUUGAACUGUUUUCUUUUUCAAGGGGCAAGUUAUGAAGAGAUAAGAUCCAGUUACAAACGCCUGGCUUUAAAAUGGCAUCCUGAUAAACAUAACAAUAGUCAGGAGGCAACAAAGGUACAAACUAAUGCAAAGAUUAGUGUUAAUAGUAACUGGUGCUACAUGGGGCCUUGAUGUUCCAGUUAGAUCUUGGGUAUUCCUUGCCAGUGUUCACCCUUAUUUUGAGCGCAAAAGGCAACACAAUUUUUUAAAUGGAGGUAGCAACUCUUGUAAUACCUGUUGAAAUUUCAAGAAUUCCAAGGGAUUUUAUAGAGGUAAUUUUGAAAUGCCUGAAAAUGAGAACACUGUUCUCAGGAUGGUUGUAUUCUUGUUGGAUGUGAUGAUGAUAAGUAUUUUACACUCUUAGAGUGCAUUGUUUGCAUAAAUCAUUGAUGCCAUGGAAACCUCUUUAUCAAGUCAGACGUUUCAAUCUUUUACAUACCACACACUACCACAAUUGCUCUAUUUGCUCUGGCAGAGAGCCAAUGCUCAAAAUGUAGCCUUUAGAGCUCUUUACAUAGGCUAAUUUCCAUUAUCAACUCAGUUGAUGGAAUCAAAUAGUCUUUUACAUAUAUGCAUAGUAUGUACAUUAGAAUUUAAAAUGCCAGUGCAAGUAUUGUUUAAAAGUUUUUUUUCAUCUUCAGAAAUUCCAGGAGGUGUCCUCGGCAUACAAGCGACUAACCAGUGAGGAUUCAGAUGAUGAGAUCAACUUGACUCCUGUGAGCACCAUUCCUGCUUUUAUGUCUUCCCUAAUUAAAAUUAAUUUCCUUUUCCUGAUUCCAAGUCUCAUCUCUGUGCUGUGCUUGUGAUGUAAUUUUUUUUGUGUGUGUGGAGUUUGACUUUUUUCAGAUUUUACUGUAUGGUAAUAGAGAAAUGUAAAAUGGUUUCCGUGUUUACAUAGCCUGAUGUAAACAUGCAGGAGGUUGGGAGAACACGAGAUAAGCGUAGGAAACCACGACGUGAAGUGGAGUGGUUUCCAGCUUAUCGAGUGUUCUCCCAACCUCCCAAGUGUUUACAUCAGGCUAUGUAAACACAGAAACCAUUUUACAUUUCUUUUAUAAAAUAACUAAUGAAAGAGGAACAAAAACCAUGUUUAUAUACGCUCAUGUAAAAUGGUUUUCUGGCCAAUCAGAGCACACGUACUAUUUGAAUUAUUUUAUAAAGCCAUUUGAUUUUUCACUUUUAUUCUGAUUGCAGGCAGAUAUGUUUGAUCUCUUUGCUCACAUUGUCUUUCAACGAAAUGGUAAGAUUUAAGCACAGUUUUACUAGGAACUAAAUCCAAUCCUCUGAUUUCAUAACAGGACAGCAGAAUUAAGAUGUAAAUGUGAGAUAGAUAAACCCCAAGUUACAUGUUGUAAACAUGAUGACUUAUCUUAGCAGAGGGCUUUGGGAAUUUUCAUGAAAUCCAAAUAUUUGACGUAAUGAGCUUCAAAAAGUGUUGCCAAUAUGAUUGUAGACAAUGUAAUUUGCAUGUGUUAAUGACUCUCUAAUUUUUCGAAGACUGUCUUUGACAGAUUGUCAUCAAACUUUUAGCAACAAAGUUUUUUUGCACCUCAUUUGUUUUAUCAAGGAAUGUUUGGUGGCUACCCAGGAAUGUAUGACUCUGACAACAGUUGCUACAGUGAUGAUGAUGAGGAUGAUGACGAUGAUGAUGAAUCGGUCGAUGAAAUUCUUCAAAGAAUGGCACAGAGUUAUAGGAAAAAGUCAGAGUCCAAAAAACCCUCUGAAAAAGGUAUUUGAAAUUCCUGCUCUACUCGGACUGGUAGCAUGUAUAUGAACAGGUAUUUAUGUUAGUGUGUAAUAAGAAUGGUUAAGUUAAAUCUGUUUUUCCAUGUGCUGGUUCCUCUGUUGGUAGUUGGUGACAUGAGCAAGUCUGUCCUCUCAUAUUGAGCAUUGAAAUUUUGUAAAGGAAAGUGGAGUAAGGGGAAGGUCUCACAAAGCAAGUCAAACUGCCUGUCUAGGCCCCUAGUCAGGGGCUCAACAUUAAAUGUAAAUACUUUGAUUUCGCAGGUCGUCCUGCACACAACUUAUCGGAGGCGGUGAGUUGUAUUAAUUUUUUGCCAUGUUCCAUUCAUUGAAAGUUGGAAAGUAUGUAGAUCAUUUGUAUUAAUGAUAACUGCGUACAAUUUUGGUUGAGUUGGCAGUAAGUGAAUCAUUAAUUUUGAUAAAGAUCCCAAAACUGUUUUGCUUGUAAAAUAUAUUUGUUAAUGUGCCUCACAUCUUUGUCAAUUAAAAGUGAACCUUAGAUUUUUUGAAAGUGGAAAAAAUAAUGUAAAGUUUGUCAUGCUGAGGGUCAUGGCUAUUUUUAAAUUUGUUCAAAAACAAAAAGCAUUAUAACUUUUGCCAUUCGAUCUUUAACUGAGGGAAUAUGAUAUUUGGUUUUAUUGCAGGAAGCCAUGAAAAAUGCAAAAGAGCUUAUAGAGGAGGAAGAGAGAGACAGGAAAAAAGCCGAAAAACGGAGAGCUAAAAAGAAGGUUUGUUUUUCUCGUAGGGCAUUAACUUGCACCCAGAAAUUAUGAAAAGAGAAUUUUUGUCCCCACACAAACUCUUGGGUAAAAAAAAGUGUUUUUAUUGGUUUGAUUAAACUUGUUAAUUUUUGUUUUCCUCUCAAGAAGCAUAAGUGUUCUUAGCUGAGGAUAUUCUUUACCGUAACACCAGGAGUUAACCCUUUACACCCUAAUAUCAAUAUGCAUAUUCUCCAUACUGUUCUCUAUACAUUUCCUAAGGUGCUUUUCAAGAGCAUCUAAAUUUGAUCAUUUCCUUUAUUUUUGCACUAAAUACAUGUAUAUUAUUCAGGUGUGAUAUUAUCAAGGGAAAUUGCAUGUUAAUCACCCUCGGGGCAGGGCGUGAAAUUGUGUUUAAUACAGGUGCCAGUGCAACUAAAUUUUUCACUUUGGCGACCAAAUCCUGAAAGUUAGUUGCCAAAUUGGCAACUAGAAUGUUUCAUCAUAACCUUACCAAGAGAUAGUGAAUUAAAAAGAUUUGCAAAGAUAAAUCCAAGGCAAACUUCCUUGUGAAGUUUGAUUCUAAAACACAGCACAUGUAUCUUGAUCGACAACUAGACACCAUCUUGGAUUUAGGUGAGCUUGAACGUUGUAAAUCAUCCAUCCUAGUGUCCACUUUGUAGCACGUUAAAGAUCUUUUUCCUAACUUAAUUUUGGAGGGUCUAUUUAGAACAAUGACAGCGUAAAAAAAGGUUUUGUUUAUCUUUGAAAAUGGCGACCAACGUUUUUUGAAUUGGCUACCACUUCGAAGAAUUUAGGAGCCAAGUGGCUAUCAGAAAAAAAAUAUUAAUUUCAUGCCCUGAAUUAGGGGUCAAAGGGCCAGUGAAGCUAAUCAACCAAACCAAAAGUGUGUACUUUUUUGUGACAGAGGAAUAAGGAAAGAAAGAAGGAAAAAGAAAGAGAGAAGAAAGCAAAGGAUGAAAAAGAAAAUAUACAGGUACUGAUGAUGGAAAGAUUUCUGAUGGAGUCUCAUGAUAUAGCUCUCAAAUGCAACACAAAACUUCUUUGACUGGUUUUUAGUGUAACAUUUUGAAGGUGAUUUAUUUCCUGUGCCUCUCAGGUAGAGGGUUAGAAAUUGCUUUCUUAACUUUCUUUUGAAGGUGAUUUAUUUCCUGUGCCUCUCAGGUAGAGGGUUAGAAAUUGCUUUCUUAACUCUCUAACUCCCAAGAUCUGAUUGCCAAUAGGCCAUUUUUCAAUAUAUUAAAAUUCUAACAUGGCUCCAAGGCUUGUGGGAAUAAAACUUAAGAAAGUAAUUAUUCGUCCCUCAACUUGGAUGUUAUUUCUUUCAUUUUAUUCUCCCAAGCCUUGGAGCCAAGUGUGAAUUUUUCAUGCAUAAAAAAUAACCUAUUCCCCCCUCUUGCUGUGGUAAGGUUUUCUCUUUAUAGGAUUACCCUGUAAUCUACAGAUUCAAACUUCACCAGUGUCCAUAGAAUCUUAAGCUGUGAUCUUUUUCUUUUUGUUUCUAGCAACAGAAGAAUAAUAAAAAAGAAAAUAUACCAACUACAACUAAAGCACCUCCAAAGGAACCCAGUAAAAAAAGAAAUACCACAGCAACUUCUUCAACUCCGACUAAAACUGUAAAUAACAAUACAAAAGUAUCCAGCGGUUUAAAAGAACAAUCUGUGAAUAAUAAUACAAAUUUACAACAAUCAACAAAAAUGGAACCAAGUUCACCCAAAAGGUAGGGUCUUCAUCAUCAACAUUUAUCAUCAUGAUUUGAAUCUAAGUUCUUUCAACAUUUGUGAUAAGUUUAACCCCUGCUCUCAAUGUAAUUCACUCUGAAUGUCUCACAUAAAGUUUAUUGGUGCAUACAACCUACUUGGUUGAACUGCGCAAUGGGCCUUGCUCAGCAUUAAGUCUCUUUGGCUCAGUGGUAUAACAUCAGAGCAAGGAAUCCAAAGGUCUGAGGUUUGUUUCCUGAUGGAAACUCCCAUGACAAGACAAAAAACAUCUUUCUCAACCCACUUGGUUGUUUAUAAUUAAAAGAAACCUUGUCAAAAAUAAAAUCUAGAGGAUUUUCACAGGUGAAUCCUCCCACAUUAGAUAAUGCAUUAGUAUCAUUUUCAGAGUAGAGGAUCAGUCAGUGGUCACAUAGUAAAACUUUUUUAAGCCUGUGGCUUAAUACCCUAACAAUAUUGUGAUUUGAGGGGUUUUGAGGUGAAUGCUCGUCUGAGCUUAUAGUCUCUCCCUUGCUUUACUAUGAGUAUUACUUAACCCUUCAUGCUGCAGAAAUCUACCGUUGUCAUUGCAAUUCAGAAGAGUAAUAUAAAGCUUUCAAGCAUAUCCUUGCUUUUCCUCUAAAUUUAAAUUUGGAAAUAGUCACACCCUCUAAGCAGCCCCCCUUAACAUUAUCAUGCAUCAGCAGAUACACAGUUUUUUUGGUAUUUGUUAGAAGUACAAGCAUUACAACCAGUAAAAUUUAUGAUGGUUUUUUACUAUUUUUGUUUAGACAUGACGAGGAAGAUUUAUCAGGCAAUGAGGUAAGGCAAAACAUGCAAUUUUUUGUUUGGUUGCAGUAACAUACUUGCAAAUCGUUUAAAUGAAUCUAUAGUUACAAUUUUUGUGCUCUUUUCAGUGGUAGAGAAAGAUUGUUUUAACAGUUGACUGUGUGUUUAAUUAUCUGAAUUAGUACCACUUAAGACGUGGGAUGAAAUGUUUCAGCUCAUUUUUGUGGGCAUGGCGGUGAGGAUGUAAGACCAACCACACAAGGUGCUACUUUUAAUAUACGUGGUCAACUGUACCGCGAGCACGCCAACGCCACGGCAUUGUCCAGUAGUCCAGUGGUCAGUGCACUAGGCUCCGAGUCGGACGACCCGGGUUCUAGUCCUGGCCGGGGCAAGGCGUUGUGCCCUUGAGAAGUGCGGGAAAAAAAUGCAAGCUCCGCUUUUAGGCUUGGCUAAAUCUAUAUAUUAUAUCUAAGUGCAAAGGUUAAUGGGAGAUAUCAGAUGAUUUGAUACCAAUAGAAUCAUUAUGGCUGUGCACUGAACGUGUCCUUUAUCACAUACACUCUGUGAUUUACUUCCAUGUCAGGGGUGAACACUGUCUAAACGAUAAAAUAAUAUUUGUAAUUGUCAUCCGUUUCUCCCAGGAGCCCACAUGGGAUACAAACAGUGCGUUCUUUGCGAGAGCAGCAGGGCGUAAUCCAAUGCCUCCUCCUUCAACAAGCACUGCAACAGUAAAAAAUAGUACACCAUCAACUAUCAGUCAGAGCUCACAGAAUACGAAAAACAUCUCCACUCAACAACCUGCGGCAGAACAGAUAGAUCCUGUGGUUUUACGUAGCAGACAAGUAGCAGGUUGGUUGAACUGUGACACCAUUCCAAUAAGAGCACAACGUUGAAAUAAAAAAUUUAGGUUAUGAGUCAGAGAUUGAGGAAAAACCCUAGUGACUGUGAGUGCGUAAGGUGAGUUAUAAAAAACAAACACGGCUGGUGUUACCAGCAUUUAAUUUUCCAAACCGCAUCUUCAAACCUCGUUUUCUCCUUAGAAGAGACUGCACGUCUCAAAAUUCAGUUCAAGCACAUGUCGAGGAUUCGAUUUUUUUAAUUACGGGCGGGAAAUUAGCAAUUUUUUUCUGCUUCACUCGUUGGUAUAAAAGCAGAUUACAUUUAGGUAUCACGUUCUACUACACUCUAAUCCACAGUUAAAGGAAAUGAAAUGGCAAACGUUGGAAACUAUCAGGCUGCCGUGGAUCUCUUCACUCAAGCUAUUAACUUGGAUGCAAAAGACUUCAGGUUUUUUUUAAUUAUUAUUUUCUUUUUCUAAAGUUAACCGCAUCUGCAUAUAUGCCUUUUUUCACUAAGUAAGAACUGUUGUUAACAGAGGCCUAUUUUCUAAUGAAAAUAAAGAACAUUCUUAGUUGGCUUUUCCCCUUUUGGGAUAAUAUCAUACACUCUUUUCUAUUUUAGCUGUGGGAUUGAAUAAAGCUAUUUGUUCUUUCUUUCGUUGGAAAACUACAAACAAAAGUCUGUGGCUCGAUUCCUCAAGGGGGACUUUUGAUUUUUCCGUUAUUCUAAGCCGAUGACAAAACGAAUAAACACCUGUCUUAUUUUGCUAUUCGUUCGCAGAUUCUUCGGCAAUCGUUCUUACUGUUAUGACCGCAUGGGACAAUACGAAAAAGCUCUCCAGGAUGCUGACGUGGCCAUAUCGCUAGCACCUGAUUGGCCAAAAGGAUACUUCAGACGAGGCAGAGCACUGGCGGGAUUAAAGGUGCUUACUAAUGCAAUUUUCAGUGGUGUCUUAGAUAGUGGGAGAUUGCUACGGUUUUGCUUUGCUGCGCUGGGUAGUUGGUUCAGAAAACUCGCGCCGCUUCCUCAACCAAUCAGAUUCAAAUUUCAAACUAAUGGCGAAUUGGUCACUCUCAUUUUCCCGCGCUUUAUGACAAGUCAAGAAAACUAGCGCCACUUCCUCGACCAAUCAGGCUCAAUUUUUAAACCAAUGGCGACGUGGCCACUCAGAGUUUUCCGCGCUUCAGUCCGUUAGCUUGUUUUUACUUUUACUGACAAUCAAGGCCCCUCUUAAAACUGUGGUGGUAACGAAAUAAUAUUCUGGGAAUUUGCGAUUUCAGUCCCUGGAGCUAAUCUUCGUAAGCACCGUAAAUCAGAGCCAAAAGGAAUUUCAAUCGGAAUUCUCUAGCUGAUUUCGGCCUUCCUUCCUAUUCAGUUACAAUAACUGCAAUUGCGAUUAUUUUUCGGUAACGAUAUUUUUCUCUCCUUUUCAGUUAUAUUCUGACGCAGAGAGCAGUUUUGCUCAAGUUUUAAAACUGGAUAAACAUUGUGAAGAUGCCAUGUUUGAACUGGCUAGGGUUCGAGUGCAGCAGCUAGAGGUACGGUAGUGUCAUGCACAGGUCCCCAUCAUGGGGGAAGGGGAGGGGUGCUACCGUUACGUCUUUCUGGCAUUGGGAACAUGAUAGAUUGUUUAUUUCCCCUCACUUGAUUGUCAUCCCACAAAUCUUAUGCAAAGAUACCUUUUAGCAUUAUUAUACAACCUCCAGUUUUUUCAAUGCUAUAAAAAUUGUGCGGUAUCAGUAGCCAUAUGCAGUCUUGACUGCCCAUUUUUUAAAAUUUUUUUAUCAGGAGAUGGGAUUUCCACAGAGCCAAAGUGAAGCAGCUAUCCAGGCAUAUGGCACAGUUCAGGCCGCUUUGGAAGCACUGCUAGCUGGAAAAGGUGAAGGGAUGAAGGAGUAGAAAAAAAUAAGAACAAAGUGACAGGCUGCGUCACGGUUUGUCCAUCUUGAAAAAGUACAUUAAAACCUUCCACGUUCGUCAUUCGCAUUUAGUUUCAAUCUUCCCCAUCCUUAGCAAUCCUCGCUCCUUCGUGGUUUAUUGGUGCCUUUCUUAUGUUGUAAUAUCUUCGCGAGCGAAUAUUUCGUGAUCCUUUACAAAGCGAAGAUAGUUGUGAAUACCGUUUGAAAAACAACUCGAUUUUCCUGACCUCAGUCGAAAAAUCGCGCUUUUCGAUUGAGUGUCGUGAAACCUAAACCACUGUUAUCACAACGGCCAAUUAGAAGAAAGGAAAUAUUUUAAGAGCCAAUGAGCACUCAGUAAAAACAACCAAACUGACUAAGGCGCGGGAAAACGCGGGCGACCAGGCCCUGAUUGGUUUCAGUUUUGCAUCUGAUUAGUUGAGAGAUUAGCGCGAGUUUUCUUGGACCAAUCAAAGAGCGAUGUAAAGCGAAAGCAGUGCAGUGUGGGAUUACUUUUGACUCUUGACAGAAAAUUGCUGUAUAGUGAGUACUGGGAAUGACUGAUUCUUAAACAAAAACUGGCAUUUCUCUCUGAAGACCUUUCCGAUCAUUUGCUUGUAUUAUUUUACUUUAUUCUUUGCUUAUACAUAGUAUUUAUAAGAGGUGUACUGAUACAAUCCUUUCAUGCCGUUUAUGUAGUGAGUUUUCCCGUUUCAACGGAGAUAUACGUCUCUGAUGGAGAGGAUGAUGCACAAAAACAGCAAAUAAGGUAACUGAUUUUAGAAUGGCAAAAUUGCGAUCGGAUAGGUUCCUUUUAAAAUAAAUAGCUAUGAAACGACUGUUUCUGUUUCUAUUCAAAGUUUUUCUCUGAUUUGUCAUUGAGUUCACUCUUUUAACGGUAUUUGUUUAUGAUAUCUGUCUAGAGUAACAUUUCGGCUACGUGUUGUUGAAAGUUCGAAAGUUAAAAGUAAAACUGUCUUUUGUUUUAGCGUUUUACUGAUAACUGACUUUGAGAGUGAAAUCAUGUAAGAUCUCCUUAUUGGCUUCGGAAAUUGCCAACUUCGAUUCCUCACAGAAAGAAAUACUUACAGGCGAUUAGAUACUUCGUAACUUUGUGGAAAAUUGCGACUUCUCUAUUAUGAUAUUUAUUUAAAUAUUCUCUUGUUUAAUCUUUUUGCCGCGUGGAAAUGUGUUAGCGUUACUGCGCAGGCUUGUUCAGUCAAGAUGGCUGGUAAGGCUGAUGUCUUGACCAUCAGACAGUCAUCCAACGCAUAUUGACCCUUCAACUGUCAGAAGUAUUUAACAUACUUUAUCUUGCAAAUUGGUAAUGAUAAUACUUGAACGUAUCAGGUAGAUGUUAUCCUGAUCUAACACCAAUUUCGCACAACUAAUUAACAAGGAAAAGUGUGGAAGCUGGAGGGAAGAAAUAGCAAUCAGAUCUUGGAAGUUGAAGGGUUAAUUGCAUUCUGUUUCUACGCAGAAUGGUUGAAAAUGGUAGCGUUGAUGACGGCCCUGGCCGUUCCUUGUGGGUUGGAAACGUCAAUCCUGAGGAAGUCAGUGAAAGACAUUUGGUACAGCUGUUCAGCAGGUGUGGUCGGGUCGACAACGUGCGGAUACUCCCCAAAAGAUUCUGUGCGUUUGUUAAUUAUGAUCAGGCUGAAUCUGCCGCCCUAGCACUCGAAAAAUUACAGGUACGUUGUUUUAUUUGUUUGAAGAGGUCCGCCAAUGGGAGGAGGAAGAAAUUCUAUUCUGAUCUUUGGAAUUAAAAGAUGACUUCAUUUUCAGGGCUAUGAGAUGGGAGGCGAGCAGUUAUUACUGAGAUACCCCAACAACACUGGCUCCCCGGGAAGCCAGCCACUUGCUGCUGCUUCGGUUCCUGGUAAAAAGAAACAACCUGAAGGGUGAGCUCAUUUAUGUUUAUUUAUAUACUUAUUUGAUCAGAGAGAAUCACGGCUGUAUUUCUCUCAGUCCAGUAUUUGUUUGUUUGUGUGUGUGUGUGUUUUUUUUCCUUUGGCUUGAGUAUAUUUAUGCUACAACCGAUUCUCUGGUCGAUGUGUUUGUUUGUUUUCUAUUUUCCAAGUUUGUUUGUUUGUUUAUAUGUUUGAGGUAACCGAAUGUUGAAUUCCUCGAGUCCACGCGUUAGUUGGUCAGUUAGUUUUUGUUGGCGUGGACGAAACGAAUUCGAAAUUUCUUUCAACAAGGACUAAUUUCGCUUUGCCUUUUUGAUGCUUUUUGUUCCAGGGACUUAAAACAAUCUAUGAGCAAGUUGUCGGGCCCCGUGAACGGAGACGAGUGUUAUUUCUGGCGCACGACCGGCUGCUAUUUUGCUGACAAAUGCCGAUUCAGACAUGUCCCGGAGAGCAAAGGUGUCGAUCUAAAAAGGGUGGAGGCCAAGUAUGGAGGAAAACUUCGAGUGACUACCCCACCGAGCCAAUGAAAAAAAAAAACCAAAAAUAAUAAUAAUAAUAAUAAUAAGAAUAGUGAUGAC